Molecule: messenger RNA, 6483 nt
Organism: Venturia canescens
Lineage: Eukaryota; Metazoa; Arthropoda; Insecta; Hymenoptera; Ichneumonidae
Gene: Pka-R2
Product: cAMP-dependent protein kinase type II regulatory subunit
Exons: 9
Coding region: 760-1911 (383 amino acids)
Biological process (GO): negative regulation of cAMP-dependent protein kinase activity
Cellular component (GO): cAMP-dependent protein kinase complex
Molecular function (GO): protein kinase A catalytic subunit binding; cAMP binding; cAMP-dependent protein kinase inhibitor activity
Source: RefSeq, a predicted model, not a curated record
AAAUUCCGUGAAAAUCUGUGCCAUCCGGUGUGUACGUGAGUACGUGCCUGCUGCCUGCUUGUGUUUGAUUGGUUGGAACACCCCAACACCCCCCUACACACACCUUUACGACGAAUUGUGUAAUGCUUCGCCGUCAACCCUACUCCUUCCCGUGAUUUUUCUUGCCGUAAGAUCUUUUUUAUGUUACUUUAUUACCGUCGUUCGGCAGAAAAAAACGUUUGAACGAAAUUCUAGUAAGGUUCUCAUCCCGGAAACGAACCAACUCAUUUUUGGAGUAUUUUCCGGGUAAUAUCAUAAUUUGACAGAGAGAAGACGAAAAAGAAAGUGUGACGAGCGACAAGUGUCUGAUGAGAACCGCGGGCGACGAGCCAUCGUCGCCAUCUUCCGAGGCAGACGGACGUUAAAUCGCCCUUGUAGUUUAUUACAAUCAUCACAAUUAUCCUAUUUCUUUCCCGUGCGAGAAGUGAUUUGUGAAAAAAAAAUUAUUAACUCGGGGCUCGAAGUAUACGAAGUGUCGAUUCCGAGGAUCACUGGACGAGUGAAAUUUUUUCAUCAAACGCGUCUCUGUGGUGUCGAAAAUAGUGACCGCGGCGACGACCGACAUAAAGACGAACAUAAAGAGGAGAAAAAAAAAUAUCGAGUUUUUCGCGGGUUAUUGUAAAAUGUUGAGGCACUCGUGAAUGGAAAAAAAGUCACUACUGUCGAAGCACGUCAUCCACUGUGACAGACAGAACAUUGAGACUAAUAGCAAGGGUUAAAAUGAGUUGUCAAAGAAACCCGGGCAAGAUAGUUGUCCCUGACGAUCUCCGGGAUAUUUUGCUUGAAUUCACCAUAAGCUAUCUCCUAGAACAACCUGGUGACAUAGUUGAUUAUGCAGUUGAAUUUUUCACUCGUCUUCGUGAGAACCGUCAGACUAUGCUUAUACAGUCUAAUACCCAGACCUGCUCAUCUACUCCUGACGAAUCCAUCGAAGAAGAGCCGCCGGUAGGAAGAUUCGCCUCAAGGAGGAAGAGCGUAUUCACGGAGACGUACAAUCCGGAGGACGACGAAGAGGAUGAAGGGGUCAAGAUGGUGCAUCCGAAGAGCGAUGAGCAACGUCAGAGGCUUAGCGAGAGUGUCAAGACUAUAUUGCUUUUCCGUGCCCUCGAUAAGGAACAAAUGGCCGAUGUUCUUGACGCCAUGUUCGAAAAGACAGUUGAGCCCGGGGACUUCAUCAUACGGCAGGGCGACGACGGUGACAACUUUUACGUAAUUGAGAGGGGAAAAUUCGAGGUUUACGUCAGAGAUCAAAUGGGCGUCGAAGUUAUGAUACACACGUACGAUAACAACGGUGCUUUCGGGGAGUUGGCUCUUUUGUACAAUAUGCCACGAGCAGCGAGCAUUAAAGCAAUCACGAGGGGAACGUUGUGGGCAAUGGACAGGCAAACCUUCCGUCGUAUAUUACUCAAGUCGGCAUACAAGAAGCGCAAAAUGUACGAGGAUCUUAUAAAUAAAGUACCGAUGCUUAAGUCCCUGGAGGCGUACGAGCGUAUGAAUCUCGCGGAUGCUCUCGCACCCAAGCAUUUCGUUGAUAACGAAAGAAUCAUCAGGCAAGGGGACACCGCCGAUGGCAUGUACUUCGUGGAGGAUGGACUCGUAAGGAUUACGAUUCUCGGUGAAAAUGGACGCGAGGUCGAGAUAAACCGUGUGCCCGCUGGUGGAUAUCUGGGAGAGCUGGCUCUAGUCACGCACAAGCCACGCGCCGCUUCGGCGUACGCUGUCGGCAACGUUAAACUCGCAUUCCUGGACGUUGAGGCUUUUGAGCGUCUGCUCGGACCUUGCAUGGAGCUGAUGAAACGCAAUAUCGACGAUUACGAAGAUCAGUUGAUCAAAAUAUUUGGCAGCAAAACCGACAUCUCCGACAUUCGAUGAAUUUUCGAUGCGAAUCAAAUUUUCCCCGCUGUGCUGCAAAGUCAUUUAAACACACACAGAAAAUAAUAUAAAAAAUGAAAAUGAAAAUGAAAAAAAAAAAACAAAACAACAACAACAAAAAACAACAAAAGAAUAUAAUAAUAACAAUAAUAAUGAUAAUGAUAACAAUGAGAGACAGUAUAGUGACGUUUAAUGAGCACAAACUCUUUGACACCCGCUUGCGAAAUAUCAUCUAUGCAUUUUAUUUAAGGAUCUUUCUCGAGAUGUCAUUCGCAUCAACUAUCCAAUAGAUGUUAUUAUAAUAUAAUAGUCACUAUUUGCCAAGAGAUAAAAAAGAAUGCACAACAACACUCAGCAUGUGUGAGUUUGUGUGUGCGCGUGUGUCUGUGGGUAUGUGUAUAAAUGUUCAUCUGUAAGACUAUCAUCAAUUGGAAAGUAUAAACGAGUAUGCGUUUGCGCUGAAAAAUUAACAGAAAACCUCAAUGUAUCUCAAUGAGAGGAACGUAGCAGCAAUAUAAUCGAGUCGUACGCAUGAAAAUUUACAUCCGAUCACCCCGCGCUCUCGUACUCAUCUGUUCGCUCUAUAUUCAUUAAUAGUUACAACGUUAGACAAUCUCCAGCGAAUUAGAGUCGACCAUUUCUAAUGAACAAAUGAAAUAUGUAAGAGAAAAAAAGGAGAAGUCGUUUCGGACUCGAAAAGUUGUCGCGGACAAUACCAUCGUGUAUAGAACGACAAAACGACGAAGAGGCUCUGGUCGAUCCUUACGUUGAAUUUUGUAAUAUGUUUUCACCGGUGUUCCGAUCAUUUCAUUAACGCAAUCAAAGAAAACAACAAAUCAAUGGAAAUAGCACGAUUACAUUCUUUCGUGUAUCUACAUAAUUAACCAAGUUUCUAUGUCACGUUGUAAACAAAAGUAUUAGAAAAAGUUAAAAAUACAAUUAUCAUGAUAAUACCGGAUAAAUGAAAGUCAAUCUCAAUUUGUGUUCACUGUAACUUGCAUAACUGAUCAAAAUUUGAAUAUUUUUUAAGCCGCGAUCAUUAGAAAAUCGCGCGUUUAUCUCUGAAUAUCAGUAUGCAUGGUACAUAUUCCUCCUUUAUGGCGUGAUAAUUCCCAUUAAAAAAUCAACGUUUUAUCCACGUGCAUAUGCGUGACAUGAAGAAAAACAUUCGCUCGUCGCAUCGUGGACAACAGAAAAAAGCUAUUAUUAUAAAUUUCGAUCGAUUCCAAUCUGAGCUUGAAUACUGUCGCGAUAGUGUUAACCGGUGUUAAAAAAGGACGUAUUAUUUUUAUACCGAUAUAAGUGACCGAAAAAAAAUUCAAAAAGAGAUAAAAAAUUACGUUCAAACGAAUCGUUCAUUCAAAUCGUAUUACCCCAUGGACGCAAUAUAACGAGCGGUCAUUUAGUUCAUUCUCAUUUUUAUGAAAAUGGAAGAUGGGGCUGAAACGAGAAAAAAGAAAAAAAACGAAGGUCUCAUUGUCUUUGAAAUUAUCGUCGCCCUCAGAUAGACGUAAGAAUCUCUUAGUGAAGCAUUAACAAUAAUAAGAUUAAUACGUCUCGAAAAGUUUUUGAGGCGACAUUAACGCUGGAGAAGAGUCUACGUUACAGAUCACUCAGUUUUCACGUGUAAUGAUAUCGAACAGACACGACUGGAAAUUACAACUGUCUAUGAAUUAUCAAAUAACAUUGUAUGAAAAAAAAAAAAAAAAAUAUUGUACCGUUAUUCGUGCAUUACAAUGGAAGCAACUAGUGUGAGUGGAAAAAAGUAUGCUCCAGUAUCGAGGUGAAUAUAGGGAAGAAGAAAAGAUGACAGAAAAACCAAUAAUUCGUAACUUCCGAAUUUAAAUUUAAAUUAAAUAAUUAUUUAUUUCUGAUUGGAUGCGGGGAUACGUUGCGAAAAAUGCCAAGUAUCGUAAAUACUGCGAAUAAUAUAUGCGCAGAAGCGAUUAGUGUCUAAGUCAGUGCGCAAAAGAUUCGACGAAAAUAUUGAAAAGAGCCACAUCGUUUCAUUCGUCAAACAUGCAUCAAACACGAACGGGCUGCUUGUCACAAUUCUCGAAUUAUUUUUCAAAUUAUUCGCGUCGAGGCUGUGCGGGGUGAUUUUUUUUCUUAUUCGAUAUUACAUAGGUGUGUUUUUCAACGAUUUUAUCCCUUUUAUUUAACUCCACUGUGUUUUCAGUACGAGAAGAAUAAAAAUACAGCAGCUUUCGCGUCCUCUUAGCGCGAUUAUAUCUUGCCAAGCCAAGAUAGCAAAAAAGCUACCCAAUAAUACCACAAGAUCUGCUGAACUGUACACAAAUAGAAAUUCGUAAUCUCUAAUUUGCUAAAACGAAAAAACUGACGUCAAUAGAGUUUCCCACAUCGUUGUCGAUAUCUCAUUGAUUGGCAUUUAAUGUUUUAGGAGAAAGAGCUGAUUUAAUUUUCUUCCUCUUGCUUAAUUAGCUACGCUCUAUUAUACCUCGUCAGGCAACGUGGCGAUUGACAGACACGGUAUCGAAAAAACUGCAGCGUUCUACAUUUUUAUUAUUAUUCUGUAGUCCAUCUCUCGUUCCAUUAGUGUCUACCAAUCCUCGGUAUUUGUAUUGUUGAAUGGGGGGAGGGAGAGAGAAAAAAAAACAUACGUGAAACCAUUGAAUAGUCUGAACAAAAAAAAUCGAAGAAAAUCCAAUGCUGAGAAACAUCAUUGGAGAGGAGGCAAUAUUUGUUAUUGUUUUAGUCGAUGUAUAUCAGAGAAUAGCAUAUUUGCGUUAGCCAUGCUUUAAAGUAUGUUGAGCUAGUUAGUUUUGUUUUGUAAUAUUCUAAAUUAUUUCGACACUCGAAAAAUAAGUAAAUCAGAACAAAAGAAUUAUUCCGACGGAAUGCAAAAGCGUCUUUAGAGGCAGUACAUUGGAAAAAGAACAGAAAAAUGAACUUUGGUGGAAAAAGAAUUGAGAAAGCGCGUUCAACAUUUGCUACUAACUCGUGUGAGUUACGAUAGAAAGAGCGUGUGUUUUGUCCAAAGAAUAGCGAAUAACGGAGAGCUUCCCUCAGCGAUAAAAAAGCUAGAAAAAAAAAAUAUUAUGGAUAAAAAUGACCAUCUCGUUGUUGUCUCAGCCGUAUGAUCGAAGUAUGUAUACCGGGUAAUCCUCGAGUACGAUGUACGAGUGAAUGUAUAAAAUUAAAGAAAAGUGACUAAACUUUGCGUGAAUCACGAUAAUAUUAAGUGUUGGAAAUACAAAUUACUCGCGUCGCUACAAAAAUUAGGUAUUAUUAUGAUUAUCGUUGUCAUCAUCAUCAUUACUAUUACUAUUAUGUGAAUCUCGUCCCGAAUACGCAUUACAACUUGUAGUACUUAACCCUUUGACUGUGUCGUUAGGGAUUUAAUCGUGCAUAUUAAUGUAUACUACGUCCAAAAAUAUGUCGAGUGCACACAUUCGACGUGUACGUAUAUAUGUAUAUACAUAUAUUUAUUCGUAUAUACUACGCCAAAGGUGAAUUGUUAGUCUCAGGUUUACCUAUAUUUAUAAUUAUAAAAUCACAGUUCUUAGAAUGAUUUACUUCAACUUCAUGAGCAUCGUUGAUUUAAAUUGCCAUCCCAAUAGAUGGAUCUUUUGUUGAAAAUGCAAAAAAUAAAAAAAUGUUUACAUCAUGAAAAGAACGAUGAUUGGUGAAUAAAGUGGUCUAGGUUCGCGAAAAUCAAACUGCACUGAGAGAAUAACGAAGAGAAGCGCAUCAGUGUUACGGUCAAAGGCUUCAAUUGCGUUAGUUCUUCUCAACAAUUAUAGCGAGUUGUAAAACGAACAAAUAAAAGGUGUGCAUGCGAAAAAAUAAUUAAAACACAAAGAGGGAAAAUACGCUGGGAUAUAGAGAACUCGGAAGCUCGGCUGGUCCGACCGAGUUUAACCAUAUCAUCCACACUGAAGUAACACGCAGUCAUAUUUAUAAAAAAAAAAAAAAAAACAAAAGAAAAAUAACCUUUCCAAUUUUCGUAUUUCAUAUUAUGUAUGUAUACGUAUAUUGCAUAUAUAAAUUGAAGAAAAAGAAUCUACGAGAGAAAAUAGCUACUGAGAGAAAAAAUCGCGAGGUCGUAACGUUAUUUUUCGAUUUUAUUCUAGUCUUCGAUAAGUUGGCCAUCAAGUUAUUUAAGUAUUUACGACACACCGAUAUUAUUGCCAAUUAUUGAUGCUAAUGUAAGAAUGUAGGAAAGAAAUUGGAAAGACACGAAGAAAACUGUAUUGCUCCUCGAAUAUGCCUCCUGCUCAAAAUGUUUUAUCACGUAUGCACAAAUUUUAGGGGGUGGGUUGCGCGCGGUUAGCACCGAAAGCGAAAAACAACGUUCGCCCGAGCUUGAAGAGCAGCAAGGCAUCAUUUAUUCGCGAAUCAGUCAUGAUUUACAUUCUUUCCAUUUCUGUAGAGCGAUUAUCCGGCAAGCUGAGCCAAUCUUAUUCGAGAAGCGAGCAAUAAUGAAUAUAUAUACAUCAUAUGUAUAUAUGGUUAUAUACGUAUAUGUAUAUAUAUAUAUAUAUGAAAAAUAGAUAGUGUAAUCAAAGUUAUAAUAUAAUAAAUGAAUGGACCUGAACGUGUACGAACUCA